Messenger RNA from Oryza brachyantha (malo sina), 1427 nucleotides. Its product is annotated as very-long-chain aldehyde decarbonylase GL1-8. Gene Ontology annotation, biological process: sterol biosynthetic process; 4-alpha-methyl-delta7-sterol oxidation. The record is from RefSeq and is a predicted model, not a curated record. Bases 132 to 929 code for a protein of 265 amino acids. Gene Ontology annotation, molecular function: C-4 methylsterol oxidase activity; iron ion binding. The transcript has 6 exons. NCBI's taxonomy places the organism in Eukaryota, Viridiplantae, Streptophyta, Magnoliopsida, Poales, Poaceae.
GUGGUGGUGGUAUUAGGAGAUAAUAAAAGGCGGGCGGGGCAUGGGCUGGGGAUGCUAGCCUCGCCUGAGAGAGACAGAGUGAGAUUGCGAUUGCGAUUGCGAUUGGGAUCUCGUCGUCGCCGGCGCCCGCCAUGGCGUCGUCCCUGGAGUCCGCAUGGGAGUUCCUCAUCACGCAUUUCAGCGAGUUCCAGCUGGCCUCCAUCGGCACCUUCCUUCUCCACGAGACCGUCUUCUUCGUCUCCGGCUUCCCCUCCCUCCUCCUCGAGCGCCUCGGCCUCUUCUCCAACUACAAGAUCCAGAAGAAGAGCAAUACACCUGAUUACCAGAACAGAUGUGUAGUGCGUCUCGUUCUCUACCAUGUCUGCGUCAAUCUCCCCCUCAUGAUUUUGUCAUAUCGCACCUUCAAAUUCAUGGGCCUCAGGAGCACCCUUCCGCUGCCCCACUGGACAGUUGUCGUCUCUCAAGUUCUUUUCUUUUUUGUGCUUGAGGAUUUUAUAUUCUACUGGGGGCACAGAGCACUACAUACCAAAUGGCUAUACCAGCAUGUUCACAGUGUCCACCAUGAAUAUGCUACGCCCUUUGGCCUAACAUCUGAAUAUGCCCACCCUGCGGAAAUUCUGUUCUUGGGCUUCGCCACCGUGGCCGGCCCUGCCCUUACCGGCCCUCACCUCUUCACCCUGUGGGUGUGGAUGGUCCUGAGGGUGUUGGAGACGGUGGAGGCUCACAGUGGGUACCACUUCCCAUGGAGCCCAUCUAAUUUCUUGCCAUUAUAUGGCGGCGCUGAAUUCCAUGACUAUCAUCACCGUGUUCUCUACACCAAGUCUGGGAAUUACUCGUCGACUUUCAUCUAUAUGGACUGGCUGUUUGGGACUGAUAAAGAUUACCGCAAGGCAAAGGCCAUAGAGGAGAAAGUCUGGAAGCAUCUGUAAAUCGUGAGCUAACUCUUAUCCCUUGCUGGCGCCUUAUUCCCAAUGAGCUUUCAUGUGUUGUAAUAGUACUGAUGAGACAUUGUUCUGUUGAUGAAGCAAAACCACAGGCAGGUGUCUUCUACCUUGAUUAGUGCACAUGUGUUUGUACAUUCCGCCAUCAAAGUGGUGCUCCUGUUAGUUUCUUCAUGCUGUAAUUCUCCAUUGUAAUUUUGGACUGCAGAUUUGGAGUGUGUCGUGCGAUUAAUUUGAAGCAAAAUAAAAGGUUUAAGUUUUUGCUGCGGAUGUUUGUAUCCACAUGUGGAUAUGGUCUGGAUUGGAUUAGAAACGUAGAACUUCUGUAUGGGCCCUGGCUGGACCUGGCCCACCUAAAACGUGCCUUUAGCUUGUCCGUAAAAGUAGUUAUCCACCUAUCACUUGGUUUAUGUUUACUAGAUGGCAAUGUUAUACCUGUGCUAACCCUAUGGCUCAAUUUAGUACUGUGAACAAUAUAUUAUAAAC